Alligator mississippiensis (American alligator) is the source of this 2540-nucleotide messenger RNA. RefSeq names its product tetratricopeptide repeat domain 31 (gene TTC31). Gene Ontology annotation, molecular function: RNA binding; protein binding. The coding region runs from base 82 to 1902 and encodes 606 amino acids. Lineage: Eukaryota; Metazoa; Chordata; Crocodylia; Alligatoridae. The record is from RefSeq and is a predicted model, not a curated record. The transcript has 16 exons.
CACGUGCGUGGGCCCGCGGGGAGGGUGCGGGGCUGGAGGUGGCGGGGCGCUGAGUCCUGCGACCUGUCAGGCCAGUACCUCAUGGUAGAUCCCUUGUGUCCGUCUCUGCAAGUAACAGGGAGUAGCAACCAUCAGAAAUCCGCAAGAAACGGAGGCCUGCAGGAGGAGCUGGACCGCAUUGAUGAAUUAGAAAGGAUCUUGGACAGCUUCGGCUCCAGCUCCAGCUUCGACUCGGAGGGCGAGGUCCAAUUCGAGGGUGAGGCCAGCGCUGCCCCUGGCAUCUUCUGCCCCUUCCAGAAGUCGUUUCAGUGCAACACGGUGCCCGUGGGUGUCCGCAUGCCCAUCCCCUUGGGCGCCUGCCCACCUGACCUGAUGCUGCCCUGGCAGCAGGUGGUGACCGCCGAGGUGGCCGAGAAGAACGCGCAGGAGCUGGUGGCCGAGGAGGAGAGAGUGAAGAGGAAAGCGGAGAAGAAGAGGCUGAAGAAGAAGAAGCAGAAGGACCGGAAGAGGCAGGAGAAACGCGAGCAGGAGCUGAGGAGCAAGCGGGAGGCUGAGUCGACUCAGCCUCCCUUGAAUGGGACCGUGGUCAUGGUCACGCUGGAAAACGGCACCGCAGGGGGUGCGCUGCCUGCUCCAACCACAGGACCCCUGAAGCCUGGCAAGGCCAUGGCUCCCCUGCCAGAGCUCCGGCCGCCCCAAGCACCCAGCAGCGCAGAUGCCAGCACAGAGGAGGAGACGGAGGACGAGCUUGACCUGAGCAGCACCUUCGUCUCUAAAGCACGGCGCAAGGUGGGCACCAGGCCGGCCACGCCACGCAGGGAGAGGCCAGCCCGAGCCAGCAACAAGGAUCUGGAGCCAGAGCCAGAGCCGGCUGCCCCAGCAGAGGUCCCGCGACCGGCACCAGACGUGAGUGCAGUGGAGCAGAGUAUGGUCCUGGCAGAGCAUGGGAACGCGGCGGCCGCGCGGGGCUGCUACGAGGAAGCUGUGUGCUGCUUCACCGAGGCCGUCAAGCUGAACCCACGGGACUACCGGCUUUUCGGGAAUCGGUCAUACUGCUACGAGAAGAUGCGGCAGCACACGGAGGCUCUGAGCGAUGCCCAGGUGGCCCUAAGCCUCCGGCCUCACUGGCCCAAGGGCUGCUUCCGCAAGGGCAAGGCCCUCAUGGGGCUGCAGCGCUACGCAGAGGCUGAGCACACCUUUGAGCAGCUCCUGCGGCUGGAUGGCUCUCACGCCGACGCGGCUGCCCAGCUGGAGAUCUGCCGGCAGCUCCGCAGCCUGGGGCAUAGCACCGGCAGCUGGUACAGUGAGCCGAGCAGUCCCAUAGAAGCCUUGCUGAGGGACAUGAGGUCCUGGUCCCUGCUGCAUGGUGAGCAGGUUGAUGCCAGCAUCCUCCCGGACAGGGCUGAGAACACAGACAGCGGUUUCGUGACCAUUGUGAACCCCAGGAACCGGGCAAAGGGGCCUGUCCGGCUGGAGGCCCCCACCCCGACCCCAACUUCCUCUCAGCUGCCCAGGGGGUGGUUCGCUGUGUGGGUUGGCAACGUCACGUCCCGCAUCACCCUGAAGCAGCUGUAUGCGUACUUUGGGCCGUUCGGGCCCAUUCACUCCAUCCGACCAAUCCCGGAAAAGUUCUGCGCCUUUGUCAACUACACGCAGCGCGAGGCAGCUGAGAAGGCUUUCGCCGCCAUGCAGGGGGCCGAGGUGGAAGGCACCAAGCUGGUGCUGCAGCUCAAACAUCCCGUGCACCGGACACCACCCGUCACCCAUGCCCAGCGGCCUUCGGCCAGGGAGCCCGUGCGCCCACCCCCCGGUCUCGAGCGCCCCCCACAGCAGAGCAGUGGCCGUGUCCAGCACCCACCCCAGAGCCAGGGGCCCACCAGGAAGCCGGGGCCACCGCGGUAGGGCCCCCCUGUGCCGGAGCACCGGGAUCCAGCGUGGGCGGGCGGUGUCGUGCUGCAGCCGUCCGAGGAGGAGGCUCUGUGCCCCGGGUGCUGCUGGGGGUGGUGCUCGGGCCUGUGCCUUAGUGUGAGCGCCCCCGCCCUGCUCCGCCCCGCCCAUGUGGCCACGCCCUCAUGCCAGCCUCAUACCAAAAAUGCCCAGGGGUGGGGCCUCACUAUCUACCUCUUGCAUUCCCAUUGGCUGAGCCCUGGGGCAGGGGCGGGGCCUGACCACUGAAUGAUUUUUAGCUCUGAGGGGAGCGGUAUUGUGGGGUGUGGGGGCCAGCUCCCGUCCCCCCUCCCCCUCGCACACAGGGCUGCCCCAAAUCGGGCGCAUCGUGCUUUUAAUGGUCCCUUCGCCGUGCUCCAGGGUCCGGGCUGCUGCUGUUGCCGGGGUGCCUGUGGGGUGGGGGCCCAGCCUUGCCUGUCUCCCGCAGGCGGUGGCUCUCCCAACCGGGUCGAGGUGGGAGCAAGGGGAUGGUGUGGCCAUGCCGCGGGGUUGGGACAGCUCUAGCCCCUGUCUCGAGGCACAGCCAGGCUUGGUGCUCUCAGGGACGUGCACCGGACCUCGGGACUGUUUUAAUAAAGCUCCUGGAAGAGCCA